UAAACAUUUAGCGUAACCAACAAAUCAGAAAAUUUCCAAAAGAAGAAUAGAAUAGAAUAGAAAAAAAUUAUUGCAACAGAAUACAAUAGGAAAAACGCUAGGAAAUAGUUAUAGUACUUAGUGCUGGAAUGCAAAGGCGGCAUCAUCACUAAAACUAGUAAACUAGUAGUAGUAAUAAUUAUACAAAUAAAGCGGUGAAAGCCUAGUGGCUAAUCCGUUAGUUGGCCAGCGUUAUAGCCCAUAAAAAAAAAUAUUCCAUUCCGUGCCCUGUAGUGGACAGUGGGCAAGUAAUGAGUUAAUAAUGAUGUCGAUGGACAGAUCAUGAACGGAGAUAGCUAUGAUUUGAUGCGAAAUGUUCAACGGUCACUCUGACGUCUUUGGGAUUCGUUGUUGAGUAUGCAGUGUGGCGUGGGUGGCAUCAGGUCAUAAUACAAACACCAUUCCAUGACGCAGGUUGUUAUUGGACGACAUUACGUUUAGUUAAGUGCCUAAGCGUUAAUGGGAUAGCAGCUGCAGUAAAUGUCAAAGAGAAAGCUGGUACAAGUUCCUCACUCGGAAUUGUAAUCAUCACACCUGAGAUUAAAGGGAAUGCUCUCAAAAGUAUUACGUCUGCAAUAGACCAGUUAAACGAAUGGGAAAUGAAUACAUCCUCUUAUGACUGGUUAGUGAUGGCUAAAUCAGUGAAAGAUUUUGAAAUUUUAAGUAAUGUUUUGAAUGCAACCGCUUUGCGAUUCGAUCAGAAUUUGGUCUUGGGUAUAACUGAUGAGCAAAGAUCAACCUAUUUUGGCCUCUGUGAACAAAACUUUAGGUACAAAGAGAAUGUUAGAACAUGGCAAAAUAUGAACAUACCGCAUAAUUCAAGAGCUAAUUUAUUAUCUUAUUCCGAUUCAGAAAACAUGUAUUCUUUUGACGAUGAGAAAGAAAAGACGGUGAGACAUUACUACCGAACGACAGAGAGAUUUAAAAAUAUUGCGAGAAAUCGGAAAUUCGAGGAGCUUGAAAAAAGUUGGCCAUUGUCACGAUCAGGAAUUCUUAGUUACAAUUUUUCUAGCACUUUCGAUUUCUUGAAUAUUAGCCAGUUUCAUUUAAAAAGUUUCGUAAGGAAGUGGAGUGGUUUAAAUAAUAUCAACAAAACAAGUUUCAAUGUCUAUCUUAUACAAUGUUUCAAAGUACGCAUCAAUUCAACGCUUUAUGUAAAAUAUUUGGGUGCAUGGAGUAUAAAACGAUCUAUGUCUUUAGUGGAUAUCCCAUACCCAGUUGAAGCUCGCAAUUUUUUGGGGGAGAAGUUUAUAGUGGGGAGGUGUAACUCUUCCGUAGAAGGUUCUGCCACCGCCUUAGACGAUGAUGGACCAUCUGCUCCUCAGUUAUUGGAUGACAUACUUCAAUUUGUCGCUCUUCGACUGAACGCUACGUACCUUACACGAUAUUACGGCAAAUUGGGAUUCCGUACAUACGAAGGCGCUUGGACCGGCCUUCUUGGAGCUUUGAUGGACCAUUCCGUAGACAUGGCGUUAGAACCAGUAACAGCGAUAGCUCCACGGCACAAGGAUAUGGAUUUCAUUUUUCCUAUAGCUGAUACAAUAUGCAACAUUUAUAUUCGUCACCAAGAAACUUCAGCAGUUCGUGACAUAUUUCUAGCACCAUUUAGCUCAAAGCUAAUAGCUUGUGUUGCGUGUAUGGCAAUUGUGGCUGCUGUCGCAGUUGUGAUCAUAAGUAGAUCUUCCAAAUCACAGGGCACGAGGCCCAUUACCUGCAUUGAGGGUAUCAUUUGGUCAACUGGAAUUCUUUGUCAACAAGGUGGAACAUGGACUCCACAGACUCCGGCUGCGAGCAUCCUGCUCAUAGUAUGCCUAUUUUUUGCUCUGGUCACCUAUAACGCGUAUGCAGCUUUUAUAACCUCUGUGCUGUCUGUACGAGUGGCCAGUGUGAGUUCCCUCACUGAUGUGCUUCAGUCUAAUUUGAAGAUUGGCUACGUAAGGAAUGGAGUCGAUCAAAUGUAUUUAAUGUCAACUAAAGACGUGCAGCUCAAUGCUUUCUACAUUCGCGGUUAUUCUGAGGCAGAAAAUUUGGUGUCUUCAGCAGAGGAGGGCUUGGUGAGGGCUGCGAGUCAAGAUUACGCCUUUUUCGCUGGACAACGUGUGGCUCGUUCUACACUCAGGUCUCUUAGCCAAGCCCGUGGUCGCUGUGACUUGCGUGAAUUGCCCGUGCAGUCAACGCGAGCUCAGCUGGCCUUUCCCCUUCCUUCAAGAUCUCCAUAUGCGCGACCUAUCCUUGUGAGUCUUUUACAGUUACGUAGUGGGGCUGUGCUGUCGAGACUUGAAGCGGCGUUGGUCCCAGCCAUGCCGCAGUGCACGCCACCAUCCGGUUUUGCCUCCGCCCGCGCAGAAGAUGUCAGAACCGCGCUCUUUGUGAUUCUGGCGGGACUGCUAACCGGGCUAUUGCUAGGAAUUGGAGAAUAUUCUUGGAAUAAUCGGAGCAAAUACAGCCGUCUGUUCAAGAAACGCUUUCAACGUCUUCUUUUUUGAAUAUUUUUCUUUUACCUAGGUAUUAUAUUACAUAAAUUUUUAGAUUUAUUUGUUACUUAUUGUUAUAUAGUCUUUUCAUAAGAUUUUGUCAUUGAAAUUGAGAUUCAAUAUAAAAUUUGGAAGACUUUUCCUCUUAGUCUUAAGUUGAAUAAAUGUGAAACUCUUAACUGUAGAAACUUAAAUUGCUUUAGACAUUUGUAAUGACGAUUAAUUAAUUCACAAAAAUGUACACAAAAAAUAAAUUUUAUCAGUUUAAAUAACUUUAAUUUAACAUAUUAACGCCCGAUGUUAAGAAUCAACUGUACCUUACCUCAAUCUUCAAAUGGUGGAGUGAAUGAAAUAGUGCUAUCUUUAUCUAGGGGUAAAAAUAGGGAAAGGAACAAUCAAAGUCAA
Pararge aegeria (speckled wood butterfly) is the source of this 2918-nucleotide messenger RNA. RefSeq names its product probable glutamate receptor. Gene Ontology annotation, molecular function: ligand-gated monoatomic ion channel activity. Bases 639 to 2525 code for a protein of 628 amino acids. The transcript has 13 exons. NCBI's taxonomy places the organism in Eukaryota, Metazoa, Arthropoda, Insecta, Lepidoptera, Nymphalidae. The record is from RefSeq and is a predicted model, not a curated record. Gene Ontology annotation, cellular component: membrane.